GCACCGCCGUCGGUCAGCGCCGUCAAGCUCAGCGCGCGGCCCCCGUGCUCGACGCCGGUGCCACGCGAGCACGACAGAAGCGCACGGCACGCCGACCACGAUGAUCGCCGGCCACCGUAACAGCUGCACCGUGUCGCGGGCCAUCGCUCACGCCGGAUGAACCCCACCGGGUGCGUGACCGCGUUGGGUGACGGCGGCGAAGCGUUCGUCGUGCUUCUGUCCGACAACGACGAAGACGACCGCCGCCGCCGCAGCCAUCGCCACCACCAACACCACCGCGAGCCGGACCACACGUCGUUGCCGCCAUUACCGCCACCUCCGCUGACCACCGCCGACCCGUACAAGUCGAGGCCGCGCCGCAAGGACCGAGGCGCGUUCGUGGUGCUGCCCGAGCCACCGGUGGUCGCCCCGUCGUCGUCGUCGCAACCGGUCGGCUGUAGCGGCCGCGUCAGCCCGUUCCGCGGACACGGGUUCAGGACGCCCGAGAACGGACGGUCCCGCGCGUCCAGCCCGUCGUCCGAGCCGCUCAAGAGACAGUCGUCGGAACCACGGAUCGCUACCGGUGGCCGGCGGCCCGCCGCGGCCAAGCAACGUUUGUCCGUGUCCACGAAGGAUUUGUCGGCGGCCGGCAAGCCUCCGUCCGUACCGUCCGUCAGGUCUUCGCCGCGCAGGAAACCCGGCCGGUCCGGACCGCCGACCCCGCGGAAGCCAUCGCCAGCAUCGCCGGUACCUCAGAGAUCGCCCAAAACGCCGAGACGGUCGCAGCCACGCGUGGCGGCCAAGCCGGCCGUCGCGGCCAAGCCGGCCGUCGUGGCCAAGCCAGUCGUUUCCACCAAACCAGCCGUCGCCAGCAGAACGGGUGCCGCAGCUGCCAACCGACCGCAGCCCGCGGUCAGAUCUUCCCCCCGGAUGUCCAAGAAAAACCCGUCGGUGGCCACCACCGUUGCGUCCAAUAAAUCGGACAACGCGACCGCGCCGAAAACCGCGGCCAACGCGCAAGGCGAUUUACGCGUGACGGCAGCGGCUAUGACAGCGGCUGCGGCAGCGUCGGUGGUCACGACGACGGCGGCACAGCCGUCGCCUUCCUCGUACACGCCGUCCGCGACCGUCUCGUCGGUCACCGCGGACACGGCAAUCGCGUCGGUCGCGCCGACGUCAACGGCCACCGUCAUGCCGGUCACUGCGUCCACCUCGGCGACGGCCAUCGCGACCACGCACGCGGCCAACGCCAUCGCCUCGGCUGUUGUCGACGGCGGUCCGAUCGUGACAGCCGUACCGCCGCCCGCUGCCAUAGCCGCCAACACGUUGGCCACUCUGUCCGUCGCCGGUCCUGCUGCGGCGGCCGCUACGAAACCGCUGCCGAGCGCGACGCGAUCCCGCGAACAACCACCGGCCGCCAUCGCUCACUCUCCGAAACGAAACGGAUCCACUGUGGUCGUCGUGGACCGCGGGCCCGCGGCGGAACCAGUGGCCGCGCAGCGAUCGGCCGAAAAAAUCACGACAACGACACCACCGCUUUCGUACGAGCUACAGGAGAUCGUGGUGGAACCGGAGACGGAGAACCAAAGCGGGAGAACGGCCGCCGCCGCUGCCCGACUGUCCAUCGGCCAGGAACGCACGGACGGUAACAACGUAUCGGCAACCACGACCAGCAGCAACGGCCACAAGACGGUCGCGUGGGCAAGACAAUCGGAAAAGAUCAUCGUGCCGGCGGAAGUGCCGAACCGGGCGGCCGAGGCGACGGCGUCCGUGACCAAGGACCCGGCGUACAAACGAUUCGCGAGAAAGCUGUGCGGUGGCAGCGACCGGCGUCGACCGACCAAAGGAUCGUCGACCGCAGCCGGCGAUGGCCAAGCAGCGUCCAAGCGUUGGACGGCCAUGUGGAAACGUAGCCCACGGUGGUGCGGCCCGCGGUGCUGCGGCCGGAAACGAAAGGACGCGGGCCCACCGGACGUAGCGGCAGUGGCCGGCGACCGUCGACCGCAGUGGUGGCGGCGUUGCAGACCGUGCUGGUGCUGCGACAAACGGAAGAAGAGGCUCGGGCCCGCGGCGUUGUCGUCGUCAUCGUCCGACUCGGUCGGCGUGCUCGGCAUCUCGCCGCCGUCGGCCGACACGUUUUGCGUCAAGUUCAAGCGGCGCAUAUGCUGUUGCUGCGGCUGCUGCGCCGUGCCCAAGUUCUUUCGGCGGCUGUGCUGCUGCUUCUCGCGCUGCCGCGGCCCCGGGAAACAAUCGAACGUACCGGAGAUCAAAUCGACCGACGCACAACGGCCGUCCCGGUUUAAGUGUACCGGUUGCUGCACGAAUAUACCAAAAUUGGAUGCAGUUUUCGUUGAUCAUUCGUCCGUUAUGAAAGGUGCUAUUCCAGUACUACCAGUAACACUGGCAUGGUUAUGUUUAGUUUUCAACGUCAUUAUUCCUGGAGCAGGCACAUUAUCCAGCGGAAUGCUCUGCCUGUGUGUCGGGAAGCCAAGAUUUACGGUCAACGACAACUUUCAAUCCAGGGUAGGUGCGUUCUGCGUGAACUUUAUUGUGGCCGCUGCCCAGCUAUUCACGGUGCUGUUCUGCCUAGUUGGCUGGGGAUGGAGCAUAUGGUGGGGAGUGAUAAUGCUUAAGAUGGCCAAGAAAUACCAGAAAAUCAAAAUGGUCGAUCGUCCAACUGAAGCGCCUAUAGCCGUCGAUCACAACCAUCUGAUCUGAUAUUCAUACACAUACACAUUUAUAUUUCCAUCGUGUUUUAUUAAUAUUUACUAUACACAAUACACAUAUUUAAUUUUAACGUAUGAACGAAAUGAAGAACGGCGAUAUCAUGCAUUGGAAAAACUGGAGGUACAAUAUCAUAAUAAUACUAUUAUGAUAUUCAUGGUUUUGCCUUUUCGGUGUAAAAUGUCUGUAUCGGACGGGUUACGUACCUACAACUGUUGUUAGACAUAAUAAUUGUGUUGUACCCGUGUAUUUAUUCAUGCACGCGGAAAACUUUUUCGUGAUAUUUUUAACAACUUCAAAAAUUACAGAGGAAUUGACUGUAAUCUCGUAUAGGUAGGUAAAACAAAUGCACCUACAUUGAUGAGCAAAUAUCGAUGAAAACAAAAAUUUUUUUUUUCUAUUUUGCUUGUUCGCAUUUCAUUAAUCAUACCUACCUACUACGAUGUUAGUAUAUGAAAAUAUGAAAAAUGGGAUUUUGAAACUAAACCUAUGUUGGAAAUUAAAUCGUAGUAUCCUAACCUGUACGGUUGCACCUACAUGUAGGUUACGUUAUAAUAUACAGUGUGUGUUGACAA
Messenger RNA from Sipha flava (yellow sugarcane aphid), 3278 nucleotides. Its product is annotated as protein stum-like. Gene Ontology annotation, cellular component: sensory dendrite. Gene Ontology annotation, biological process: proprioception; taxis; sensory perception of mechanical stimulus. Lineage: Eukaryota; Metazoa; Arthropoda; Insecta; Hemiptera; Aphididae. The record is from RefSeq and is a predicted model, not a curated record. The coding region runs from base 157 to 2697 and encodes 846 amino acids. The transcript is spliced from 5 exons.